Messenger RNA from Mixia osmundae IAM 14324, 1551 nucleotides. RefSeq lists its product as uncharacterized. Lineage: Eukaryota; Fungi; Basidiomycota; Mixiomycetes; Mixiales; Mixiaceae. Gene Ontology annotation, molecular function: heme binding; iron ion binding; oxidoreductase activity, acting on paired donors, with incorporation or reduction of molecular oxygen. The record is from RefSeq and is a predicted model, not a curated record. The transcript is spliced from 5 exons. The coding region runs from base 1 to 1551 and encodes 516 amino acids.
AUGUCUUCCUCGAUGCUGCUUGUGCUUGCGUUGGCGGCGGUCGGAUAUGUCUGGUUGCGCACUUGGCUGAGGACGACCAAGCUACCGCCUGGACCGUCGGGUUGGCCGGUCCUUGGCUGCACGCUCGAUCUGAUUGAUACCACAACCAAGCCCUGGGUCCGCUUCGAGGAAUGGUGGAAGCAGUCAAACGCAAAAGUCGACGUGAUCUGUGUGCCUACGCUCAAUCAAACGAAUAUCGUCCUUAUGAGCGCCAAGGCUGCCAACGAGCUCUUCGAGAAACGAGCGCACAUCUACUCUGCUCGUCCGAGCUCGCACUACCUCAGUGACAUCGUUCGCGGCGGCAUUCCGCUCGUAGACAUAUCAGACUUGGACAGAGUAUCCGCUCAGCGCAAGAUGCUACAUGAGCAGCUCGGUGUGAAAUCUGCUGCCCAAUGGCAGCUCAUCCAAACUGAAGAAGCACGCGAAAUGAUUGGCAUGUUCCUGCAGUCGCCUAGGGGCUAUCUAGACAUUUUCCAAGCCACGAUGGAAAAUCUCGUGAGAAAGACGACAUAUUCUUCAAGCGCGACAGUGACAUCCGAACGCGUAUGGGAGCACAAGCGCAGGUCUUCAGCGAGAACCCAUACACCUUUGGCACCACUUCUCGACAUCUUUCCAAUCUUACGAUUGAUGCCCAGCUGGCUUCCCGGCGGAAGUUAUAAGAUAACGGGCAAGGCUUAUUUCGAAGAGGAUCGUCGAAUCUGGGAAGGCUUGCGUGAUGACAUAGCCUUAGAUCUCGCUAGCGGUACUCUGCGACCAUCCUAUAUGUCGCAAUUGAUUCACACGCAAGCGCCUGAGCGUCACGGCAUCUCUCAGCUCGACUUGGCCUUCAUCGCGGGCAAUCUCUUGACAGCGGGCGGUGACUUGCCGGAAAUUACGCUCGAGAUCUUUGUUCUCGCAAUGGUCCAUCAUCCGAUGGUCGCUCGGAAAAUACAGGAAGAGCUCGAUUCUGUGGUGGGCCGAGAUCGCAUGCCAACGUUUGCAGAUGAGGCGAAGCUGCCCUACACUCGGGCAGCGAUCCUGGAAGUACAGCGUUGGCGCACGCUCGUUCCUAUCUCUCUUGCACGCCGCGUACUCGAAGACGAUGUCUACCAGGGCUACACGAUUCCGAAGAAUGCAAUAGUAUGGCCCAACCUUUUGGCGAUGAGUCAAGACGAGUCCGUCUAUCCCGAUGCGAAGAACUUCAAACCCGAGCGAUUUCUGACAUCAGCUGGCGACUUCACUCGCAAGGAUGAGCUGGCUACAUUCGGCUGGGGCAAGAGGUUGUGCCCAGCAGUGCAUGUCGCACGCAACGUCGUCUUCAUUAAUGUCGUGUCUCUAAUGUGGGCAUUCGAUCUCGUGCCAGAUUCGACACCGGACGGUAUACCUAUCCUGCCUAGCGCCGACAUGAGAGAUUGGCGUGGUGUCCUUCCAUGUCGACCACAGCCAUUCGCCCUCGAGGCUGUCCCCCGGAGCAACGUUGAAGCAGCGAUGCGAGCUCGCCGCGAAGAGCUCGUCUUCUCUCAUGACGGAUAG